This is a messenger RNA of Panicum hallii, 1491 nucleotides long. Its product is annotated as hypersensitive-induced response protein 1. Lineage: Eukaryota; Viridiplantae; Streptophyta; Magnoliopsida; Poales; Poaceae. The transcript is spliced from 6 exons. The record is from RefSeq and is a predicted model, not a curated record. Bases 321 to 1175 code for a protein of 284 amino acids.
AUUUUUGCUUUUGGCCCCGGUGGCCCGGUUCCAGCCAGAGAAGCCGAGCACGGCAGCCCAGCCGGCGGCAGCACACGGGAACCGGAGACACGAGCGAUUCCGUCCCAAAUCCAUUGCCGUCCUCCUCCCGAAAACCCCAAUCGACCCUUCCCUCUCAGACGCGCAGCGAUUCCGCCAUAAAUACCGGUUGAUCGAGGGCGGGAGAGAGCGCACUCGACGGAGCACCGCGCGGAGGAACGAGGCCAAGCCCUUCGUCCGUUUCCGUCUGCGCCUGGGGGGGAUCCUUCCUCCGGAGGAAGAAGUUCCUUUGUAGAUAAGACAUGGGUCAAGCACUUGGUUUGGUUCAAGUGGAUCAAUCGACAGUAGCCAUCAAGGAAUCUUUUGGAAAGUUUGAUGAGAUCCUAGGACCUGGGUGCCACUUCUUGCCAUGGUGCAUAGGGAAGCAAAUUGCUGGGUACCUUUCACUGCGUGUUCAGCAGCUUGAUGUCCGCUGCGAAACAAAGACAAAGGAUAAUGUCUUCGUCAAUGUUGUGGCAUCUGUGCAAUACCGUGCCCUUGCGGACAAGGCGUCUGAUGCUUUUUACAGGCUUACUAACACCAGGGAGCAGAUCCAGUCAUAUGUCUUUGAUGUCAUCAGGGCUAGUGUUCCUAAGAUGAACUUGGAUGAUGCAUUUGAGCAGAAGAAUGAAAUCGCUAAAGCUGUGGAAGAUGAACUUGAAAAGGCAAUGUCAAUGUAUGGAUAUGAGAUUGUGCAGACUCUGAUUGUUGAUAUUGAGCCUGAUGAGCAUGUGAAGAGAGCCAUGAAUGAGAUCAAUGCAGCUGCUAGAAUGAGGGUGGCUGCCAAUGAGAAAGCUGAAGCGGAGAAGAUCCUGCAGAUCAAGAGAGCUGAAGGUGAUGCAGAAUCCAAGUACUUGGCAGGUCUGGGUAUUGCAAGGCAGCGCCAGGCUAUAGUGGAUGGGCUGAGAGACAGCGUUCUCGCCUUCUCUGAGAAUGUCCCUGGGACCUCCGCCAAGGAUGUCAUGGACAUGGUCCUGGUGACCCAGUACUUUGACACCAUGAAGGAGAUUGGGGCAUCUUCCAAGUCCUCUUCGGUCUUCAUCCCUCAUGGACCUGCCGCCGUGAAGGACAUCGCAGCGCAGAUAAGGGAUGGACAGCUCCAGGCCAGGAUGCUGUGAGGAGAGCACUGGAAAAAAAAUGCACGCUUUGAACAUUCCCGUCAGUAAAGAAGUCCAAGAGCCCCUAUAAAUAUCUAGAUAAUUGAGUAAAAGUUAGGGAUAUGGUAGCAAUGUGAGUACUCGCACUCCAGUACAGCUUGUUCAUUCUAUGUAUCACGUAUGUUUAUUAUCUAGAUGGAUGCUAUGUAGGACUGCGUGGAUUGUGCCAGGAAAGGAUAAAGACCUGUUUGUUACUGUAAACGUUCGUCAUGUCAUCGUACUGUUUGGAACUACCUACCUCUUUAAGUUUUGAAGCCCGAGCAAAGUCCUUCCUCAA